Rosa rugosa (rugosa rose) is the source of this 719-nucleotide messenger RNA. RefSeq lists its product as uncharacterized. Bases 84 to 464 code for a protein of 126 amino acids. The record is from RefSeq and is a predicted model, not a curated record. The transcript is spliced from 2 exons. NCBI's taxonomy places the organism in Eukaryota, Viridiplantae, Streptophyta, Magnoliopsida, Rosales, Rosaceae.
ACGUGUACAUCACAAAACUUCAUCUUCUUCCACCCAAAAGAGAGCUCUCUUUUUUUCUCAGGAACCACCUGAUCUGAAUCUCCAUGGCGAAAACGGCGUCGUCCCUCCUCCAAACCCUAAAGCGCUACGUCAAGAAGCCCUGGGAGAUAACUGGUCCCUGCGCCGACCCGGAAUACCGACUCGCCGUCCCGCUCGCCACCGAGUACCGCCUCGAGUGCCCCGCCACCGUCAAAGUCGCCGCUUGCGUCCCCUCCUCCGACCCCGAGACCGUCUUCGACAUCAAGUACUUCCCCCGCGACCAGCGACGCAACCGACCCCCGAUCAAACGCACCGUUUUGAAGAAGGCUGACGUCGAGAAGCAGAUGAAGGAGAAGACCUUCACCCCCUCGGAUUUCCCGCCGGUGUACUUGGUGGAUUUCGUUGAGGAGGACUACAAUGCCAGAGGUGGAGGCUAUUGUAGAUGAACUAGGGCUUAUGGACUUGUGGAACUGUCACUAAAGAGGUGGUCUUCAUGCUGAGGUACAUGUUCGUCUAGUCUGCUCAGUUAUUGUAAUACUGUGUUUGACAUGAAAUAAAGAGUACUUGCUGCUACAACCCUUUUUUCCCCCUUUGGUUUGUCGAAGAAUGUAUUUGUAUAAAACCCAAAUGCAACAGCAGUUGGUUGAUGGAUGACACAAAAAAGUUUCUCUAACUUUUGUGAAACUUCUUGAUUUGCUUUC